AUGGGUAAACCAGAAGUUCCUCCUGCAUACACAAAUAGACCUUACAACGAAUGGAGCUAUGAUCACCCCCCGCCAAUAGUAGGAGAUGAGCCGGUAUAUUUUGAAAGUGCUGCUCCUCGAGGUUGGUCAGUUACAAUAAAUAACCGGUUUUGGACUGAUGGAUUUAGAAUCUUUGUCAGUAAGGAUUCAGCAGAGAAAUUCAAAGCUUUCAAAAACAAUCCCAAUAUGCACAUUAUAGAUCUACAACGUCAAGGAAUUGGGAUUCCAUUGUUCAAAGCCAUUGACCCCUUGAAUCCGGUGACUACAAAGUUUUUGACCUUUAGAAAAUAUGUUCCUAAUCAAACGGGUAGAUUCGAUAUUGAUAAAGAUUUCCACGUGUACUGUCAAGUCAGGAAGAAAUAUCAUAUAGGGUAUAAUAGUUAUGUUUUUGAUUUCACACCAGAUCCCAAUUCGUCUAAGGCCAAUUUUCAAAUCGUCAUGUUUUCUCAUUCCACUUUACCAAUCAGUGAUUAUGUAUACAAGGGCGAGGUGCAUAGAUGGAUUGAUGAGAGUUUCCGAAGAAAAUUUAAGUCUUACUUUCAAGUGAAAUUUGGGUUCAAGCAUUCGAUACUACGAUCAGGACAACCUUCAUUAGUUGAUAGUUGGGAUGGACGUACAGACAAGUUGGAUAAAAAUAAACCAAACCCUUAUUUGAAGUCGCUUUUCAAAAUGAAACUUAGUCCUAGUGCAAGAUUGCCUAAGCCGGAAUAUUAUGGGGAGCGUUGCACAGCUAUUCUAGGUGAAGCAGAAUCAUAUUUCCAUCUAGGAUACGGAGAGGUUCGAAUAGAUGAUUUGUAUAAUCCCGACCCCGAUGUCGACUACGAAAGUGUACUUUCAAUGCAUGACGAUGCGUUGGUACUUGUUUGUGUUGCUACCGUACUAAAGAGACAAAAGGAUAUCGAGGAGGAUGCGCGAAAUAGAUCCCAAUGA
Molecule: messenger RNA, 969 nt
Organism: Lodderomyces orthopsilosis Co 90-125
Lineage: Eukaryota; Fungi; Ascomycota; Pichiomycetes; Serinales; Debaryomycetaceae
Exons: 1
Coding region: 1-969 (322 amino acids)
Source: RefSeq, a predicted model, not a curated record